GAAAUCGUUGGCGGCAGGGCGUUUGAUUAACCCGCAAGACCACCAUUCCGCCCAUUUCUACCGCGAAGCAGUAAUGCGUUGCAGUUUAAAGAAUGGGGCAGCCGUUUUUGUAUACAGUUGAGACUCAGACCUUGUUUCUAAAGGUGGGGGCGGCAUUCACGUUGUGAGGUCUAUACCUCUUAACACUAGAUGGGUUGUGAGCUUAUGUACUUACUUAAUUGAUAAUGAAAUUAAUAAAUUAGGCUAUAAUUUUGAUCCAUUAUUUUUUAAAACAGGUACGUAACGUACUUAUACAACUAUUUUUUUAUUACAAAUUAACAAAUGAUUACAAAAAAAAUGUUAUCAGUGUUUGAUAUUACACAAUUACAUUUUUAUAGCUAUUAUUCAAAAUAAAGCAAAAAUUAUUAUUAGAUCACUUAUUUUUAGUAACGCUUCAUCGAAAAGAACAGAAUUAGCAGCUCUCACUUGGCGUUUCAAACGUGAAUUCCACUUGAACAUUUUGAAAUGUUUUUAGGUGACGCGCUUUUAUAAACUCAUUUGCUGGUUUGUUCAGCAAAAAAAAAAAAGUUAUGUGGCUUUUUAGUGCCAAUUAUUGCUACCCGAUUGCGACUGGCGCUAGUUGUAUGAUAGAAAACUGCAGUAAGCGGUAAGCGAACAAUCGCGGUACGUGAUACGAAAUAAUUUGACGUUUUGCGAUCGGUCGCGACGCGUCUGCACAACAUCUGCAAAAUUGUGGCUGUCGCAAAUUUUUACGUGAUCAGGGGGCGGAGUGAAGUAGGCGAACUGUCAAGUCAAGGUACGUCGCGACGUACCUUGAACAUUUCUCAAAAUAGCGUUUAAUACAAGAUGACUUCUGAGAGCAGUUUUGAAGAAUUUAUUAACUAUAUUUUUGAUAGCAGAGUGUAUAAUUAUCCGUUGCGAAGGUAUUUGAGAGAUGCAGAUAACCCGUUGGAAGUUUACGAUGACGACGAAUUCCGAAAACGUUACCGGCUUAGCAAAGAUUCGGUUGUGCAUAUUUUGCUGCCUUUGUUGACUAACAACAUUAAUGAAAACGAUCGUGGACUACCUUUAACGCCGAUAUUACAAGUGCUAAUUGCUUUGAGAUUUUACGCAACAGGCAAUUUUCAGAUUGUUUGUGGCGACUUGCACAAAAUUUCUCAAUCCGUAGUAUCAAAAACGGGUUUCCAGGUGUAAUUGGAUGUAUUGAUUGCACACACAUUCCAAUAAAAAAUCCAUCCAGAGCAAGGGGAGAAAUCUUUCGUAAUAGAAAAGGCUGGUUUUCUAUCAAUGUCCAAAUAAUAUGUGGACCGCAAAUGGAAAUAUACGACAUUGUUGUGCGAUGGCCUGUGCAUGAUUCGCGCAUAUUUAACAACAGCAGAUUCGAGAUUUGAAGAAGGCGAUUUAGUUGGCAUUCUUGUCGGAGACAGUGGUUAUUGCGCAGACUGGCUUUAUGUACACUCCUGUACUCAAUCCUCAAACAGACCCAGAACACAGAUACAAUCGAGCACAUCUAUUAACGAGAAACAUUAUAAAACGUGUAAAUGGUGUAUUAAAGAGACGCUUUGCUUGUUUGUGUAGAAAAUUACAAAACAGUACACCAAAUACAUGUAAUAUUAUAGUCUCUUGUGCUGUCCUACACAACAUUUGUUUAAUGACCAAUGAACCUGAGCUGAACCCUGAAAUUGAGCUAGAAAAUGUCCCAGUACCUAAUACUCAGGACUCUUCUAGAGGGAGUAUUAUAAGAUCGGCUUUUAUUUCUAGGCAUUUCAGUUAAAAAUUCUCAUAUGGGUAUCAUCAACCUACAGCAGUCCACUGCUGGACAUAGGCCUCUCCAAUUGCUCGCCACUGAGCACAAUCCUCGGCUUCCCUCAUCCAGCUCUUGCCAGCCACCCUGCACAGAUCAUCACUCCACCACUUCACAGUUUCGACUCAAGAACAUGUUUACCCUAACAGUUAUCAGUUGUCUGGCUAAUAUGGGUAUAUAAGUUGGAACCGAGCAGUGAGCACCGUUAUUGUAAUGCAGAUAGUAUUAUUUAUUUUGAAGAUGAAUGAUUAAAUUUGAUUUGUUAAUUUUGAUAAAUUUUUUACUAAAAAAGUAAAUAGUACGAGGUUAGACUUUUGAAACUCCUUAUUUUAUUUAUCUACAUAAGAGUCAUAUUUUGCUUACUAUCUAAUAAAUAAAGUCAAUGUGA
Messenger RNA from Bombyx mori (domestic silkworm), 2192 nucleotides. RefSeq lists its product as uncharacterized. NCBI's taxonomy places the organism in Eukaryota, Metazoa, Arthropoda, Insecta, Lepidoptera, Bombycidae. Bases 847 to 1194 code for a protein of 115 amino acids. The transcript is spliced from 3 exons. The record is from RefSeq and is a predicted model, not a curated record.